CCGAGUGCUGCCGGCAGCGAUGGCGGCGGAGCGCGCGCUGGCCAUGGCGACCUGCACGGCCCCCGUGAACAUCGCCGUGAUCAAGUACUGGGGCAAGCGAGACACCGACCUCAUCCUGCCCAUCAACUCCUCCCUGAGCGUGACGCUGCACCAGGACCAGCUCAAGACCACCACGACGGCGGCCGCCAGCCGGGAUUUCACGGAGGACCGGCUGUGGCUCAACGGGAAGGAGGCGGACGUGGGGCACCCGCGGGUCCAGGCCUGUCUGCGAGAGGUGCGGCGCCUGGCUCGGAAGCGCCGCGGGGGCGGUGAGGACACGGCAGCGCUCAGCCUCUCCUACAAAAUCCACAUCGCCUCCGAGAACAACUUCCCCACGGCCGCCGGGCUCGCCUCCUCCGCCGCCGGCUACGCCUGCCUGGUGUCGGCGCUGGCCCGGCUCUACGGGCUGGAGGAGGAGCUGUCCGAGGUGGCCCGGCGGGGCUCGGGCAGUGCCUGCCGCAGCAUGUUCGGGGGCUUCGUGCAGUGGCAGCGCGGGGAGCGCCCCGAUGGCACCGACAGCCUGGCCCUCCAGGUGGCCCCCGAGACGCACUGGCCGGAGCUCCGCGUCCUCGUCCUGGUGGUCAGCGGGGAGAAGAAGCCGGUGGGCAGCACGGCGGGCAUGCAGACCAGUGUGGAGACCAGUCCCCUGCUGAAGCACCGGGCAGAGGUGGUGGUCCCCGAGCGCCUGGCCCAGAUGAUGCAGCACAUCCGGGACCGUGACUUUGAGGGCUUUGGCCAGCUGGCCAUGAGGGACAGCAACCAGUUCCACGCCACCUGCCUCGACACCUUCCCGCCCAUCUUCUACCUGACGGACGUGUCCCGCCACGUCAUCGCGCUGGCACACCGCUACAACGCCCACCACGGCCACACCAAGGUCGCCUACACCUUCGACGCCGGCCCCAACGCCGUCAUCUUCGCGCUGGCCGACACCGUGGCCGAGUUCGUGGAGGUGGUGAGGCGCAGCUUCCCCCCGGCCACCAACGGGGACCAGUUUGUCCGGGGGCUGCCCGUGGGCCCGGCCGCGCUGCCGCGGGAGCUGGAGGGCGCCGUGCUGGCCGAGCCCGUGCCGGGGGCUGUGCAGUACAUCCUGCACACCAAGCCUGGCCCCGGUCCCCAGCUCGUGGAUGACCCCAGCCAGCACCUGCUGGGCCCGGAUGGGCUGCCCCGGAGCCGUGCCUGACCCCGGUGACACUCGGGGACAGCCGGGACACGCCGGGGGGACUCUGCCGGUGCCACCAGCGAGCCUCAGGACCCUGAGCCAGGCCUGCUGCAAAGCUGUCCCCAGCCCUGGGGCAGGAUGUCACCCCGGGGCUGGUUUUUAAUCUUUUGUAAAGAAAUAGAGGGUUCCUGGUUCCAGUGCUGUUUGGGGUGUC
Onychostruthus taczanowskii (white-rumped snowfinch) is the source of this 1412-nucleotide messenger RNA. RefSeq names its product mevalonate diphosphate decarboxylase (gene MVD). Gene Ontology annotation, molecular function: ATP binding; diphosphomevalonate decarboxylase activity. Gene Ontology annotation, cellular component: cytosol. The coding region runs from base 20 to 1219 and encodes 399 amino acids. The record is from RefSeq and is a predicted model, not a curated record. Gene Ontology annotation, biological process: isoprenoid biosynthetic process; isopentenyl diphosphate biosynthetic process, mevalonate pathway. The transcript has 10 exons. Lineage: Eukaryota; Metazoa; Chordata; Aves; Passeriformes; Passeridae.